Molecule: messenger RNA, 1511 nt
Organism: Cantharellus anzutake
Lineage: Eukaryota; Fungi; Basidiomycota; Agaricomycetes; Cantharellales; Hydnaceae
Exons: 4
Coding region: 213-1415 (400 amino acids)
Biological process (GO): regulation of DNA-templated transcription
Molecular function (GO): DNA-binding transcription factor activity, RNA polymerase II-specific; zinc ion binding
Source: RefSeq, a predicted model, not a curated record
GGUGUACAGCCAUGGGUCAACAUUCCGCGGGGGCGAGCGCCGAGCGCCUACUGACAGCAGGCCGUGCGGAUAGACCUUCAAGGUAGUGAUUAAGAGCGUCGAGGCGCGUUCGAUCCGCGCGGAGGACAACAACCAGUAUAUCAGAAGUUCAGCUCCGACUCCUGGAGAAACUUGCUGCGAGACUGUGAACUUCAUUCACACAAAACCAAAAAAUGCCCGGGUGCUUCACCUGUGCAGACCGAAAGAAGCGCUGUCCUCGCGAGUACGACAGUGAAGGAAAUUGUGUGGAAUGUUCCCGACUUCGCUUGAGAUGUAUUAGGGAUGAAGAUGGAAAAAAUAUGAGUCUACCAGAGCUUACAGAUUUCCGACAAGAGAGGCUCAGGGCGACCAAAGAAUCCAGAAGCGCCCAUAGUAGGAGUGCGUUGGAAGUACAAAAGCCAUCAUCCACAGUCACAUCACUUCCGAAUCAUGUACGUGGUGUGGGGCCCACGAAUUCUCUCAAUGCCAGUGGUAUAGCCGCCCACCAGCAGAAUGCAGGAGAGCAAACGCUUCCUAGAGACAUAUCCGAGGCUUCACGCUACACUGUAAUACAAGGCCAUGAAUCAUUGGAUGACAUCUUUGACGAAUGGAGUUUUGGCCCCACGGGGAAUGCCGGGCCUGGAGUUAGCCGCGUGCCCCAGCACCAGAUCACACGUCCCCAACAUGAAUCUGAUGAGUUUCUCAACUCAGCCAUGAAUCCUUCACUAUUCCCCCCAGCAUUUGAAUAUGAUGGGGAUCACGACUACCCCCAGUGGCCUGGAUUUAUUGUGGCCGGUGGCCCGAACGCAAGCAGCACGGAUGUGUUUUCUGCCAGCGGUCCGGGUAUCGAGUUCCUGCCUGAUGGAGCACAGGCCACAUUCCCAGAUUUGGGACCCCCCUCUGGCCCUACGUGGGCCCAAUGGGGUCGGAUCACGGAUUCUAGGACCUCGGCUAUCCCGAGCCGCCCCCCACCACGUCGCUCACGAAACUUGAAUCCCGCCGACUCUAACCGACAUGUAGCGUCGGGAAAUCGUCCCGGCUUGGCGUAUGAGAGCGCUGGUAGGCCGUUCAAUGAAUCUACCUCAUCCAUGAACAGAGGCUCCUCUUUUGUGGGUGGUAUGCCGGUUGCCACUACCUCCGGCCUUCAAAACAUCCCAACAUCCCAGUUGAUGCCACCGCCUCCCACGGACGAUCCCGAGGGUGAGUUGAAUCGUUUCCAGAGGUAUAUCUGGUCCAACAUCCCCGGUGUCGCUCGUAUCGUGAUCGAGGUGGAAGGUGACGAUGGAGUGACGAGGGGCCUUGAGGCCCUGUUCGAACGUGCUAGUGCCGUUGGUCCCGUCGCAAUCGACGCCGUGCCUGUCAAGCGUCGUCGUCGUCGUCAUCCCCCUCCAUCGUAAUGGAGUCAACUCUCUCUCCUGUCGGCAAUCUCUUGCCGCACACACGAAGCAUUCCCUUUCGAGGACUCUGCCUCCAUCUUUCGUGCGAUCUGGACG